GAGAACAGAAAGAGCCCAGGAAAGGAGAAAGACCUUAUUGCUGAACGCCACACCCUUGCCCCCACGCCACACCCUUGCCGCACCUACUAACUAGGGGCUAACGAAUGAAAGGGUGUCGGAAUAUGAUGGAGAAGCCCGGCCGACAGUGACGUCGUGGGCGACGCCGGGUUGUGAGCGGCCUUUCGAGCUCCCUCGAGUCCCUGAGUCUCUGUAGUGCCUCAGCUCCUGGAUGUCCUCCCUUAAAGGAGAAGAACAAUGCGGGCCGACUAGACGAGUCCCUUAGUUUCCUCGCCAGCGCAGACAAAUACGGUUUCAGUCCAAGGAACUACCAUUCCCAGAAGACAGCGGGGCGUUCCUUGCUGCAUUCCUAUUGGUCGGCGUUUGUUACUCCCAGCCAAUAGAAAGUGAGCUUCUUGACAAGUGCCAAAAUGGCGAUGCCUACCACCUAGAACUGGAUUGUGCGCUCCAUUUCUUUCACCUCAAAGCUGGCCGCCACCGCUGCCACCUGCUCAGAGUGAAAUAAUGAAGGUGGUCAACCUGAAGCAAGCCAUUUUGCAAGCCUGGAAGGAGCGUUGGAGUGACUACCAAUGGGCAAUCAACAUGAAGAAAUUCUUUCCUAAAGGAGCCACCUGGGAUAUUCUCAACCUGGCAGAUGCGUUACUAGAGCAGGCCAUGAUUGGACCAUCCCCCAAUCCUCUCAUCUUGUCCUACCUGAAGUAUGCCAUUAGUUCCCAGAUGGUGUCCUACUCUUCUGUCCUCACAGCCAUCAGUAAGUUUGAUGACUUUUCUCGGGACCUGUGUGUCCAGGCGUUGCUGGACAUCAUGGACAUGUUUUGUGACCGUCUGAGCUGUCACGGCAAAGCAGAGGAAUGCAUCGGACUGUGCCGAGCCCUUCUUAGCGCCCUCCACUGGCUGCUGCGCUGCACGGCAGCCUCUGCAGAGCGGCUCCGGGAGGGGCUGGAGGCCGGCACUCCAGCCGCUGGGGAGAAGCAGCUUGCCAUGUGCCUUCAGCGCCUGGAGAAAACCCUCAGCAGCACCAAGAACCGGGCCCUGCUGCACAUCGCCAAACUAGAGGAGGCCUCUUCUUGGACUGCCAUCGAGCAUUCUCUCUUGAAACUUGGAGAGAUCCUGGCCAAUCUCAGCAACCCGCAGCUCCGGAGUCAGGCCGAGCAGUGUGGCACCCUCAUUAGGAGCAUCCCCACGAUGCUGUCUGUGCAUGCGGAGCAGAUGCACAAGACCGGCUUCCCCACUGUCCAUGCCGUGAUCCUGCUCGAGGGCACCAUGAACCUGACAGGCGAGACGCAGUCCCUGGUGGAGCAGCUGACGAUGGUGAAGCGCAUGCAGCAUAUCCCCACCCCACUUUUUGUCCUGGAGAUCUGGAAAGCUUGCUUCGUGGGGCUCAUUGAGUCUCCCGAGGGUACGGAGGAGCUCAAGUGGACAGCUUUCACUUUCCUCAAGAUUCCACAAGUUUUGGUGAAGUUGAAGAAGUACUCUCAUGGAGACAAGGACUUCACUGAGGAUGUCAACUGUGCUUUUGAGUUCCUGCUGAAGCUCACCCCCUUGUUGGACAAAGCUGACCAGCGCUGCAACUGUGACUGUACAAACUUCCUGCUCCAAGAAUGUGGCAAGCAGGGGCUUCUGUCUGAGGCCAGCGUCAACAACCUUAUGGCUAAGCGCAAAGCGGACCGAGAGCACGCACCCCAGCAGAAAUCGGGAGAGAAUGCCAACAUCCAGCCCAACAUCCAGCUGAUCCUCCGGGCGGAGCCCACUGUCACAAACAUCCUCAAGACGAUGGAUGCAGACCACUCUAAGUCACCGGAGGGACUGCUGGGAGUCCUGGGCCACAUGCUGUCCGGGAAGAGUCUGGACUUGCUGCUGGCUGCCGCCGCCGCCACUGGAAAGCUGAAAUCCUUCGCCCGGAAAUUCAUCAAUUUGAAUGAAUUCACAACCUAUGGCAGCGAAGAAAGCACCAAACCGGCCUCCGUCCGGGCCCUGCUGUUUGACAUCUCUUUCCUCAUGCUGUGCCAUGUGGCCCAGACCUAUGGUUCAGAGGUGAUUCUGUCCGAGUCGCGCACAGGAGCUGAGGUGCCCUUCUUCGAGACCUGGAUGCAGACCUGCAUGCCUGAGGAGGGCAAGAUCCUGAACCCUGACCACCCCUGCUUCCGCCCCGACUCCACCAAAGUGGAGUCCCUGGUGGCCCUGCUCAACAACUCCUCGGAGAUGAAGCUAGUGCAGAUGAAGUGGCAUGAGGCCUGUCUCAGCAUCUCAGCCGCCAUCUUGGAAAUCCUCAAUGCCUGGGAGAAUGGGGUCCUGGCCUUCGAGUCCAUCCAGAAAAUCACUGAUAACAUCAAAGGGAAGGUAUGCAGUCUGGCGGUGUGUGCUGUGGCUUGGCUUGUGGCCCACGUCCGGAUGCUGGGGCUGGAUGAGCGUGAGAAGUCGCUGCAGAUGAUCCGCCAGCUGGCAGGGCCACUGUUUAGUGAGAACACCCUGCAGUUCUACAAUGAGAGGGUGGUGAUCAUGAACUCGAUCCUGGAGCGCAUGUGUGCCGACGUGCUGCAGCAGACAGCCACGCAGAUCAAGUUUCCCUCCACCGGGGUGGACACAAUGCCCUACUGGAACCUGCUGCCCCCCAAGCGGCCCAUCAAAGAGGUGCUGACGGACAUCUUUGCCAAGGUGCUGGAGAAGGGCUGGGUGGACAGCCGCUCCAUCCACAUCUUUGACACCCUGCUGCACAUGGGCGGCGUCUACUGGUUCUGCAACAACCUGAUUAAGGAGCUGCUGAAGGAGACGCGGAAGGAGCACACGCUGCGGGCAGUGGAGCUGCUCUACUCCAUCUUCUGCCUGGACAUGCAGCAAGUGACCCUGGUCCUGCUGGGCCACAUCCUGCCUGGCCUGCUCACUGACUCCUCCAAGUGGCACAGCCUCAUGGACCCCCCGGGCACUGCUCUUGCCAAGCUGGCCGUGUGGUGUGCCCUCAGUUCCUACUCCUCCCACAAGGGACAGGCGUCCACCCGCCAGAAGAAGAGACACCGCGAAGACAUUGAGGAUUAUAUCAGCCUCUUCCCCCUGGACGAUGUGCAGCCUUCGAAGUUGAUGCGACUGCUGAGCUCUAAUGAGGACGAUGCCAACAUCCUUUCGAGCCCCAGGUCUUCUCUGGGCUCUCCAUGUACCAGUUACCUCCGAUGGGUGAAGGUCGGGUGGGGGCAUCCCCGGGGAGCACCACUUUUGCACUCGGCAGGCUGUUUCCCAGCGCUCCAUCUGCUCCGUCCCACAGCAGACCGAUCCAUGAGCAGCUCCCUCUCAGCCUCUCAGCUCCACACGGUCAACAUGCGGGACCCUCUGAACCGAGUCCUGGCCAACCUGUUCCUGCUCAUCUCCUCCAUCCUGGGGUCUCGCACCGCUGGCCCCCACACCCAGUUCGUGCAGUGGUUCAUGGAGGAGUGUGUGGACUGCCUGGAGCAGGGCGGCCGUGGCAGCGUCCUGCAGUUCAUGCCCUUCACCACCGUGUCGGAACUGGUGAAGGUGUCAGCCAUGUCCAGCCCCAAGGUGGUUCUGGCCAUCACGGACCUCAGCCUGCCCCUGGGCCGCCAGGUGGCUGCUAAAGCCAUUGCUGCACUCUGAGGGGCUUGGCAUGGCCGCAGUGGGGGCUGGGGACUGGCGCAGCCCCAGGCGCCUCCAAGGGAAGCAGUGAGGAAAGAUGAGGCAUCGUGGCUCACAUCCGCUGCACAUGGUGCAAGAGCCUCUAGCGGCUUCCAGUUCCCCGCUCCUGACUCCUGACCUCCAGGAUGUCUCCCGGUUUCUUCUUUCAAAAUUUCCUCUCCAUCUGCUGGCACCUGAGGAGUGUGAGCAGCCUGGACCACAAGCCCAGUGGUCACCCCUGUGUGCGCCCGCCCCAGCCCAGGAGUAGUCUUACCUCUGAGGAACUUUCUAGAUGCAAAGUGUGUGUGUGUGUGUGUGUGUGUGUGUGUGUGUGUAUUUUGUAAUAUGUGAGGGAAAUCUACCUUCGUUCAUGUAUAAAUAAAGCUCCUCGUGGGUCCCUUUG
Molecule: messenger RNA, 4042 nt
Organism: Pan troglodytes (chimpanzee)
Lineage: Eukaryota; Metazoa; Chordata; Mammalia; Primates; Hominidae
Gene: MED24
Product: mediator complex subunit 24
Exons: 26
Coding region: 523-3621 (1032 amino acids)
Biological process (GO): positive regulation of transcription initiation by RNA polymerase II
Cellular component (GO): mediator complex
Molecular function (GO): transcription coregulator activity
Source: RefSeq, a predicted model, not a curated record